Messenger RNA from Oryza sativa Japonica Group (Japanese rice), 835 nucleotides. Its product is annotated as AP-4 complex subunit sigma. Lineage: Eukaryota; Viridiplantae; Streptophyta; Magnoliopsida; Poales; Poaceae. Gene Ontology annotation, cellular component: intracellular membrane-bounded organelle. The record is from RefSeq and is a predicted model, not a curated record. Gene Ontology annotation, biological process: protein transport; vesicle-mediated transport.
GGUUGCCUUGUGUUGAAGACGAGUAUGGGCAAGAAGAGUCAAACAGAAGACGGGAGAGAGAAAGAAAGAAAGAGCAGAGUGUCGAGAGGUUGAAGACGAAGCAGCCUUGGAACAGAGCGAAGGAAGAAGCGAGGAGAGGCGAGGCGAUGGGGAUCCGGUUCGUGCUGUUCGUGAACAAGCAGGGGCAGACGCGGCUGGCCCAGUACUACGAGCACCUCUCCAUCGACGAGCGCCGCGCCCUCGAGGGCGAGAUCGUCCGCAAGUGCCUCGCCCGCACCGACCAGCAGUGUUCGUUCGUGGAGCACCGGAACUACAAGGUGGUGUACCGGCGGUACGCUUCCCUCUUCUUCCUCGUCGGCGUCGACAACGACGAGAAUGAGCUAGCUAUUCUCGAAUUCAUUCAUCUUUUUGUGGAAACUAUGGACCGCCACUUCGGAAAUGUGUGUGAACUCGACAUCAUGUUCCAUCUAGAGAAGGUGCACUUCAUGCUGGAAGAGAUGGUGAUGAAUGGCUGCAUAGUAGAGACAAGUAAACAGAACAUCUUAGCACCAAUCCAGCUUAUGGAGAAAACUUCUUAGAAUAGCAUUCUCUAACUAUCUAGUUUUUAAUCCUUUUGUCUCUGUGGUGCUUUAUCUUUCAUCUACUGGGGAGUAUAAAAAAUUUCUGUUUGCACAUAUUAUUGAUAUGAGCUGACUGGAGAUGAUUAUAUGCUGAAUACAAAGAUGCGAUGUACUUUUCUUCAUGUUAUUUCAUUUUGAUUUUUUACACAUGAUUUGUGAAGAUUACAAAGCCACUGAUUGUGAGAUCAUAAUAAGUGCUACGGCUUAAAUUGUCA